AUGUUAAUGGGCAGUGACGAAGUAUUAGAUCAAAAUUGUCAACAACAAUUUAUACAUGAAAAUGUACUAAAUAAAGAUGUACUAAAUGAAGAUGCACUAAAUGAAGAUGUACUAAAUGAAGAUGUACUAAAUGAAGAUGGACUAAAUGAAGAUGGACUAAAUGAAGAUGGACUAAAUGAAGAUGGACUAAAUGAAGAUGUACUAAAUGAAGAUGGACUAAAUAAAGAUGUACUAAAUAAAGAUGGACUAAAUGAAGAUGGACUAAAUGAAGAUGGACUAAAUGAAGAUGUACUAAAUGAAGAUGGACUAAAUGAAGAUGGACUAAAUGAAGAUGAAGAUGGACUUAAUGAAGAUGUACUAAAUGAAGAUGGACUAAAUAAAGAUGGACUAAAUGAAGAUGGACUAAAUGAAGAUGGACUAAAUGAAGAUGAAGAUGGACUUAAUGAAGAUGUACUAAAUGAAGAUGGACUAAAUAAAGAUGGACUAAAUGAAGAUGGACUAAAUGAAGAUGGACUAAAUGAAGAUGGACUAAAUGAAGAUGGACUAAAUGAAGAUGAAGAUGGACUUAAUGAAGAUGGACUAAAUGAAGAUGCACUAAAUGAAGAUGGACUAAAUGAAGAUGUACUAAAUAAAAAUGGACUAAAUGAAGAUGUACUAAAUGAAGAUGUACUAAAUGAAGAUGAAGAUGGACUAAAUGAAGAUGGACUAAAUGAAGAUGAAGAUGGACUAAAUGAAGAUGGACUAAAUGAAGAUGAAGAUGGACUUAAUGAAGAUGUACUAAAUGAAGAUGGACUAAAUGAAGAUGGACUAAAUGAAGAUGAAGAUGAACUUAAUGAAGAUGUACUAAAUGAAGAUGAAGAUGUACUAAAUGAAGAUGGACUAAAUGAAGAUGCACUAAAUGAAGAUGGACUAAAUAAAGAUGGACUAAAUGAAGAUGUACUAAAUGAAGAUGUACUAAAUGAAGAUGAAGAUGUACUAAAUGAAGAUGGACUAAAUGACGAUGUACUAAAUGAAGAUGUACUAAAUGAAGAUGCACUAAAUGAAGAUGUACUAAAUGACGAUGUACUAAAUGAAGAUGGACUAAAUGAAGAUGCACUAAAUGAAGAUGGACUAAAUAAAGAUGGACUAAAUGAAGAUGUACUAAAUGAAGAUGGACUAAAUAAAGAUGUACUAAAUGAAGAUGAAGAUGUACUAAAUGAAGAUGGACUAAUUGAAGAUGUACUAAAUGAAGAUGUACUUAAUAAAGAUGUACUAAAUGAAGUUGGACUAAAUGAAGAUGAAGAUGGACUAAAUGAAGAUGGACUAAAUGAAGAUGGACUAAAUGAAGAUGGACUAAAUGAAGAUGUACUAAAUGAAGAUGUACUAAAUGAAGAUGUACUUAAUAAAGAUGUACUAAAUGAAGAUGUACAUAAUGAAGAUGGGCUAAAUGAAGAUGUACUAAAUGAAGAUGUACUAAAUGAAGAUGGACUAAAUGAAGAUGUACAUAAUGAAGAUGUACAUAAUGAAGAUGGACUAAAUGAAGAUGUACUAAAUGAAGAUGGACUUAAUGAAGAUGGACUAAAUGAAGAUAGACUAAAUGAAGAUAGACUAAAUGAAGAUGGACUAAAUGAAGAUGGACUUAAUGAAGAUGUACAUAAUGAAGAUGUACAUAAUGAAGCUGUCUUAAUUGAAGAUGAUUUACAUGAAGAUAUAUAA
Messenger RNA from Biomphalaria glabrata, 1695 nucleotides. RefSeq lists its product as uncharacterized. NCBI's taxonomy places the organism in Eukaryota, Metazoa, Mollusca, Gastropoda, Planorbidae. The coding region runs from base 1 to 1695 and encodes 564 amino acids. The record is from RefSeq and is a predicted model, not a curated record. The transcript has 2 exons.